Messenger RNA from Brassica napus (rape), 2278 nucleotides. RefSeq names its product putative F-box protein At1g30925. Bases 1404 to 2093 code for a protein of 229 amino acids. The record is from RefSeq and is a predicted model, not a curated record. The transcript is spliced from 2 exons. Gene Ontology annotation, molecular function: protein binding. Lineage: Eukaryota; Viridiplantae; Streptophyta; Magnoliopsida; Brassicales; Brassicaceae.
GAUUGUUGAACGGGAAGAGGAGAUACACCUCUAUUUUCACGAAUAUAUUCACAGAGCAAAGACAUCGAUGUAUUGAUUAAAGCCAAAAAUCUUUUAAUCAAUGAAGUUAAACCCGUAAUCAUGAUAUCAAGACGAACCCAACUUCUCAUUUGAGGCAAUCCCGACGAAUUCGACUUCUCAUUAAUCGAGGCGAGAACCAACGAACCCGACUUCUCGUUCAAGGCGAGACCAAUAAACUCAACGUGUCUUUCGAGACCAAUGAACCUUGACGUAUGUUUUGAGAUGAUGAAUGAACUACGUUAGACUUGAUCCCGCGACGGGUACGUAUGCAACUCGAUUUCAAGUUCAGUCACGUUCCUUCUCUCUCCCAAUAUUUCUAUGCUAUUCGGCAUACGAUAAAGUCCAUUUUUGUCGACUCGGACCUGAUUACACUUUAUUCUGAAGAGUUUCACACAUUAUUUAUUCCCUAAUCUCUUACAUACAAUCACUACCAAAUGUUUAGUGUGGGUUUUAGGAUCCAUAUUAUCACAUUUUACGGUCAAUGUUAUGUUGCUUGAUUGUAAGUCAAAAGACCUACGGCAGGACCCAAAGAAAGAAGCUUUGGCUUGAAAGCCUUGCACAUAUCAGCGCAGCACAUAUUGUAUCAAACUCAUGUUCUCCUUAGAGCCAGUGAAAAUUUAGGAUUUAAUCAUCCGAUGGGCUGCUGCUUCACGAUUCCUUGUCCUGAAGAAACUUUUCUCAUUGUAGCUUCUCACGAAGCCAUUAGUAAUUUCUCUGUUUUUAUCCCAAAACUGAACAAAUUGCAUGCGUUCAGAGUUUGUUGAAUCUCUGGUCUGUUCCACUAUUCCCACUUAAAAUGAUCUGUUAUUGGUUUUGUAUUUUAAAAAAAAAAUGGAGGUAGACUUGCUGAAGGGAAAUGAAAAGGACAGGCAUUACUCCUAAAUUAGGAGUCCUAAUGACAUUAACUAUGUUCACUGUAAUUGAGACAUUAAAUGUCUGAUUUGAAAACUCAGAUACUUGAUUGAUCAUGGCACACCAACGACUAUCGUAAGCUGAGGCCAUCAUGAUCUUUUUCUCAUAAGAGAGAUUAAUUCUCAGUCAAUAUAAUUAAGUGUAACUAGAGAGAAAGCAUAUUUGUCUCUUUUUCUUUGAUCAAAAAGCAUAUUUGUUGCUUUUCAAAAAAAAAAAAAACAUAUUUGUCUCGAAACAACAAAUAGACAAGAUAUUACAGAUCCAAUAAACAAAAGAAAAAAAAACGAACCGACCGGAUUAAACCGAAACUGAACUAAAUCAAGCGAACCAUGCACGAUUUGGUUCGGUUCAGUAUGAAUGCCCUAGGCUCUCGAACUAUUAGAGAUUGGCUACGAUGAUUUGCGUUCACCUUUCUCUCUCGCCUUCUGAUCAUGAAUUCAAUCCCUCCUGAUCUUUCUUACGAAAUAUUCUCUAGAUUGUCUACCAAGACAAUAGCAAGGUGUCGUUGUGUGUCGAAGCUAUGGAGAUCCAUACUACGCAGUGCAGAUUUUACCGAGUUGUUCUUAACCAAGUCGUCGGCUCGACCGAGUCUCUUAUUUGCCCUGAAACGAGCUACAAAUGAGUUUCACUUCUAUUCUUCGCCUCAGAUUCAUAUUCAAAACGAGAAGUCGUCUUUAGCCGCCUAUUGUCAUAACUCUGGAUAUUUGGGUGGGGAGAUAGGCUUGAAUCGUACGCAUGAGUUGCAUAUAUGGGUUCUAGAGGAUGUCGUGAAACAUGAUUGGUCCGAAUAUGCCUACACUCUGCCUGAUGAUAAAUUUGGCUACACUGGCCGUCGUGUUUCAUUCGUUAGCGUAGCUGGAGUGACUGCCACAGGGGAAAUUGUUUUGUAUUGCGACUUUGGAGCUAUUUUCUACUUCCAUCCCGAAAGGAACACUAUCCAACGUGUUCAACUCCAAGGUUUUGAGAAUCAUGAUAGAGUUUACGCCUUUGUAAAUCAUGUAGAUGAUCUUACGCUUAAUAUUAAACCUCACCGGGUGCAACAAGAUCUUCUUACAUUUGAUAUGAACUAUCACCAGCAACAUGUUCCUAGUUUGAAAAGAUUAACAAAUUUGCUGCUCUGAGUCUUCUAGAGGAUGAAUGAAUUUUCAGACCCUGUCGAAGCUGAUUGCGAGGAUAAUGUUUAUCAUGUCAGAGUCUAGCUAUUUUGGCUGCGAGUGUAGCUUCGUAUUUAAGGUUUCAUCAGUUUCACGUGAACUUUGUUUUUUGCUUUUUUUUUUUUCUGGUUAUAAUAAAACUAUUUUCUCUC